Molecule: messenger RNA, 954 nt
Organism: Penicillium waksmanii
Lineage: Eukaryota; Fungi; Ascomycota; Eurotiomycetes; Eurotiales; Aspergillaceae
Product: phosphatase PAP2 family protein
Exons: 4
Coding region: 1-954 (317 amino acids)
Biological process (GO): phospholipid metabolic process
Molecular function (GO): phosphatidate phosphatase activity
Source: RefSeq, a predicted model, not a curated record
AUGCCUCACAAUCGAUCAUCAACCGGGUCAACUCCCAUUCUACAUCGUGUCGGGUUUUCCGGGGCCGCGGCUCGCUUCACUCAGCGCUCCUACGCCGCGGACUAUAUGGCAUUGGGCUUCCUAGUCGCAGGAUGGCUAUUGAUCCAAAUCUUCGUCUCACCUUUUCAUCGCAUGUUUUCCCUCGAUAACAAGUCCAUCCAAUACCCAUUUGCUGUCCAAGAACGGGUCCCCGUCAUUUGGGCUGUCUUCUAUGCUGGGGUCAUCCCUUUCUUCAUAAUACUGGCCUGGUCAGCCGUGCUUCACCCCGGUGCACAAAGGACCCAAGUAACUAUACUCGGCCUCCUGGUGGCUUUGAUGCUCACUUCCUUCUUGACGGACAUUAUCAAAAAUUCCGUCGGAAGGCCUCGCCCUGACUUGCUUUCACGAUGUAAGCCAUCUCGGGGCACACCAGACAAUGCGCUGAUCGCAUGGACUGUCUGCACCGAGACAAAUCAACAUAUUCUCCAAGAAGGAUGGCGCAGCUUCCCCAGCGGACACAGUAGCUUCUCCUUUGGUGGCCUAGGAUAUUUGUCCCUAUUCUUCUGUGGUCAAAUGCACGUCUUCCGUCCACGAACAGAUCUCGGCAGAUGCUUGUUGGCAUUUAUACCACUUCUGUGUGCGCUUUUGAUCGCCAUUUCUCGCCUGGAUGAUUAUCGCCACGACGUCUGGGACGUGACUAUUGGGUCCCUACUUGGAAUGCUGAUCGCAUGGUUCUCUUACCGUCGCUACUACCCAGCACUUCAAUCGGCGCGCUGUGAUGUCCCAUAUGAUAAAGGUGACAAUGCAGGUGUUGAUGGCUUUGGUAAAAUUGAUGACGAGGAGCAGGGCCUAUCACAAUCCAUGUUACAAGGUGAUAGCCCUGGACAUGGGGAAUCGUAUCCGUUGGAAGAGACGGGAUCUCCUCGGGUGAUAUAA